This is a messenger RNA of Sycon ciliatum, 2065 nucleotides long. RefSeq lists its product as uncharacterized. The transcript is spliced from 2 exons. The record is from RefSeq and is a predicted model, not a curated record. Lineage: Eukaryota; Metazoa; Porifera; Calcarea; Leucosolenida; Sycettidae. Bases 228 to 1313 code for a protein of 361 amino acids.
CCUUGCCAGACCAGAAAAUGCCAUUAGUCUUGAGUAUCAUAUCCCGCUCUAGAACUACAUUGUAACUAUCACAUAGUAGAACUUACUGUGUCGUUGAGAGCUUGACACUUCCAGACAACGUAAUUGUUAUGGAGUUUUUAGAUGCCACUUCACCCAUUGUUUAUCCUAACACGGCGUUAUAUAGGUAGACAGACUUGUAGACGCACAUACACCAGCCAGUUUUGACAAUGAAGAGCAGAUUGCUGAUAGUGGUCUACAUCGUUGGGAUGCUUGGAGUGAAACCAUCGCACUUUGGAGCAGCAGCAGAUGCAAUAGCCAACGAAAAAUCAGCAAAUCCGGAGUCCAAAUCAGUAUUACCAAGUGUUUCAGCAGCUACGGAGAGGCGAAUUAUUCUACCCGAAACAGGACCAUCAACCGCUCUUAGUCUAGGCCUGAACGUUCCCUUGAUUUUCCUGGCCUUGUCUGCUCUUCUAGCGCUUCUAUAUCGAAUGAAGUGCAAGUCCCGCUCGGCAAUCGUUUCUUCUCGGAAGCGAAAUGGAAAAAAGAGAAACUUGCCGAUCCCGUCUGCCUCAGUCCGCCAUCAAACAUUCCGCAAAGUGGCACCAGAUCCAUGUGGGAGUCCGCAAUACGAUGAAGCUAUCGACUCGAGCGAAGCAAGCUUUGCCUUCAACUCGCCCAAAUCCAUGACCAAUAAAACAAAUCAGAAUCGUGCCCAUUUGCAUGUGUCCAAAGCUCCAUCUAAUGGUGAACACACCAAUGAUUCACUCUAUGAAUAUCUGGAUGCACCUACCGGUAAAUACGCCAGUGCUGAAGUGCCCACCCCAAGGACACUGCCGUCUAUCACAGACCUCCCUUCGCACAGCCCCAUAGUGGCAACAGAUCAUUCGCGAAGUCCAUACUAUAUUGAUGCCAUCAAUCCGAGGAAAGAAGGCAUUACCGUCAGCGAUCCCAAAUCCUCCUCCAUGAUUGACAACACAAAGCAGGAUUGCAUCCACGUACAGAUGGCCACAACUCCACAUAAGGGUGGAACAACCUAUGAUUCACUGCGCGCUGGCCUGAAGACACCUGAAGACGCCAAGGCUGAAGCGCAAGGUCGUGACUACACGCGACUAUCUGCGCGUACACAAGCACAUCCCAACUCUUACGAAAGUCUUGGUCCCCAAGGCAACGAUGUCCACAGUGGGGAAUCCCCGGAAUCACCACCAGGCCUCAAGCCUGAUGGUCAUACCUUGUCUACAUGUGACGUUACAUACAAUGCACCCGACUCAGUGGAAUAUAGCAACGCGUCGGCUCCCGGCACACAAGCUGUUUAAACUCCUCCAAUGCCAAAUGCCUGUGUGGAAGCCAUUCCUGAAGCUUGACCUGCAAGCAAAGCCUAAAUCCAGCAGCUACUUCAGCUUCUAUACAAUGAACACUAUCGCCAAAAGAUGGUAAUUGACACAGUGUGGACGUGAGCUUCUACUGCUGGAAAAUGGAUUGUAGGAAUGUAUUGCUAUCGGAAUCCGGUCGUUUGGGACCAAGUGGAAUGUGAUGACACACGAACUUUGUUUUGUCCGUGGCAGACUGAGUUUGAAUAUUCUGGAGUGUCUUGCAAUGCCUUUACAAAAUCUGUUUUUAUUAACCUCGGGUACUGUCCUCUCCUAUUAUUUUCUUAUUUUUUACAUUUUAACUAACCCUGUCGCAUAUUGCAUACAGUAACCUUCGUUCAAUACAAAAUGGAAGGGUGCAGUGUUUUUAAGAUUUUUGUUAAUUAAUGGUAGCACUGGACUAUGUUUGUUCAAUUCGGCGGAUCUUGAAAAAGAAUGGCUUCAGGUUUUGGAAAUGAACAGUUAUCACCCUAAUUUCAAUUCAUCUGCCGCCACCUUUCACACAACCACUACAUUUUAAUGUUGAAAACACACGCGGAUGGUUUCGACAGUGCUAUGUGCACCUGCGAGCUGCUAUGAUUCGUACUUUAAUCAAGGUCUACACUAGUUAGACUACAUUGCACUGUACUGUAUACAUGUACGUGUACACGUACAUUGGUAUUGCUUGCUUUAGGUAUUUCAAAGGCGUACUACCGUGA